This is a messenger RNA of Rhea pennata, 1245 nucleotides long. It is a transcript of the gene FAM187A, whose product is annotated as family with sequence similarity 187 member A. The transcript has a single exon. Bases 1 to 1245 code for a protein of 414 amino acids. The record is from RefSeq and is a predicted model, not a curated record. NCBI's taxonomy places the organism in Eukaryota, Metazoa, Chordata, Aves, Rheiformes, Rheidae.
AUGGAGGCGAGGCUGCUGGGAGUCACCGUUCUCCUCUGCAUAGUAGAUGUUCUCCACGCCUUUGCAAUCGAAGAGAAAGAUGACAUAUUCAAGCGAAUGGCUUGUCCUGCUUUCCUGCUCUUUGAGAAUGCCGCUUAUUUGGCUGAUAUGACCUUCGAGCUCCCUUGCAACUGCAAGCCAGAAGAGGUCGCUUCUGUAGUCUGGUACUUCCAGAAGGAUGAGGGCAGCCACCAAACCACGGUCCUGACAGACUUUGCUGGCACCAUGGUGGUGGACUCGGGCCAGAUCCACGUGGGCAGUGAUGUGCUGAAGCGUUUCAGUAUCCGCCUGUUCAGUCUCAUCGUUUUCCGGGCCCAGGCUGAGGACUCGGGCCUCUACCUGUGCGGCACAAAGAAAGGGGACUUCUUUUACGGCUAUGACGUGGACGUGCAACCAACCAAGCGCAUCACGGUGGCUUUUAUGGACAGAGGUCAGCACUCUCAAGAGGAUUACACCAAGAAGGUCUUCAGCCUUUUCACCACUUUCUGGGACUGGACCAAAUGUGACCGCUGUGGAGUGAGGGGCGAGCAACGGCGAAUCGGUCUCUGCUACGUGAGGAGCGCCCAGCUGCACCCCCGGUACCGCACCGCCGUGCCCAACGUGACGUCAUGCGGCUCGAAGGCUGUCCCCUCACAUUUCCACCACCCUGGCCGACUCCGGAGGCCGGAGGUGGUCAUCCGAAGCUGCCUGACACCUUGCCCGAAGGAGGAGGUCCCCGAGGAAGGAGUGCGGGCCAUUUCUAACAUCAUUUCAAAGCUUGGCCAAAAGCCCUGGCAGCCUCCCAUCCCCACGCAGCUGCACAAGCACCCCGCUGGAAGCGGGCUGGUCAUUGCCUGCCCAGGGGCCAGACCUGAGCACGCCGUGGCCUGGGACAAAGGCUCUGUUCGGCUCUACCGCUCCCACUACCUCCUCGGCGUCAACAAGAGCAUGCGCAUCUUCAUCGACCACGGCAACCACCUGCACAUCCUCCGCGUCCGGCUCAGCGACAGAGGCACCUACUACUGCUGGCGGGAGGGUAAGCUGGUGGCCGGCUUUCGGCUCAGCGUCAGCUACGAGAGCCAGCACAAGCGGACACUGGACAAUCCCGAGACUACGUAUGCCAUCAAGACCAUCCUCACGAGCUACGUCCUCAUCACCAUCAUCUUCUUCGGUAUCCACCUGUGCCGCUGCUGCAGGCGGCUCUUCCAGUGCCCUCCCAGCACGUAG